CUGAGGGAAGGAUUGACCCUCACGCCCCGGAACCCCUGCGCCUCGGAACCCGCGCACCCCGAACCCCCGCUGACCGGAACCCUCGAACCCGCGCACCCCGGAACCCCCGGCACCCGGAACCCAGCGUUCGGGCCCCGCGUCCCGGCCGGAUGCUGCGCGGAGCGCACCGCCCCCUCCUCCCCACCGUCCCGGACAUGCUGCGGCCGCUGCGCUUCGGGCUGCUGCUGCUCCUGCUGCCCCUGCUGCUCCUGCCCGGCGGCAGCGCCGCCUCCCCCGCGCCCCUGGCCGGCUCCAGCGCGCAGAACGGGACGAGACCGGGCAACGGGACGGGGCCGCCGCCCGCCUCGUGGCCCGGCUCGGCGCUGCCCUCGGGGUCGGGGCUGCCGGUGCUGCGGCGGGCGGUGUACGUGCUCAGCGUCCUCUCCGCGCUGGCCGGGCUCUAUUUCCUCCUCCGGGCGUUCCGUCCCAGGUCAGAGGGACCCAGAAACGAGCGCAAAACUCAUUCCAGGUUGAAGAAACCUCAACGGAAGAAGUAUGGUCUUCUGUCGAAUUACGAUGAGAACAUAGAGAUGGCCUCGCUCGAUAGUGAUGAGGACACGGUGUUUGAAACGAGGAACCUAAGGCGAUGAUUUGGGACCAGCAGCACCAGCUACACAGACCAAGAGGAUGCAAGUCCAGUGGAAUCGCUUUACCAGUGCUCAAUUUUAUUUUUGAUAUUUGCUUCUAAUGACUUAAUUAACAGUACAAACCCUUCGAUAGCUGGGGCAGGGGAAAGGGGGCCAAACCUGUUUUCUUCACACACGUUUUUGGGCAGAGGUGGAGCUGCAAGCUAAAUGAUGCUGCACUGGGUGCUGUUGCCUGCGCAGGGAGAAACCAAGGAAAACGUGACUUCUUGAUGAUGCUCAGCGUUUGAAGUCUCACUGCUCUGAACUGGAGUGCUGCAGCUGCGUCUGCUGCCCUAUCCAUAUUUUCUGGGUGCUCAAAUCCCUCAACUGACUGUGGAAGCCAGCUUUUAAGUAUCAGGCAAGCAGAUUGCUUUUGCAGGCUGAUCUUCCUUGCUUCUUGUAGCAUCAGGUUACUUUGUUAGAAAGUUCUUUAUCAGCUCUGAUCUGGUAGGAGCUGGCAGAGCUCAUGGAUAGUGUUGCAUUUGUUCAAAGAAUAGCUUUGGGAAUGAGUUAAAAGCUUUUGUUUUGUUGUAGUUUCAGGGUCAGAAGUUACAGAUGAUAAUACAGGUCAUUACAUGAUUUACAGAGCAAAGAUGUUUACAGGUGAAGCCCGAAGGAGUGUUUCUGCAUGGGGCUGCAAGUGUGAGGGCUGUUCUGCCCAGCUCCCACGCUGUGUUCACACAGAAAGUGUCCCAGCUCCAAUGCUGCGUUCACCAGGGAAAGGUGUGAUGUUUGCCAGGCUUCUGAAUUUUGAGCUGCUGGCUUUGUCUGAGCUCACCUGAGCUCAGCGCUGAGCCAGAGCGCUGUGGUUUGGGUUGCAGAACUGUAACUGUGAUGAGUGUCCUGUCUCUGGGCAUCCGAUGGCUGGAAAAGGAGGACUCAGGCCCCUAGGAACUGGGAUUCUCUAACUGAGGCAGCCUUGGCUCAGGAAUAAUCUCUUCUGCAUGGAUACCAGAGUUCUGUUCCAUUUCCUGGUACUCAAGCUAUUCCACUGUCAGCAAGCAGGGUUUUUUCUGUGUAAUUUGGGUUUUCAUUGUGUUAGGACCAAAUGUGAAUGUGUGAGAAGGCUAUUGUUAGGUGGAUUUGCUGCUAAAAUGGUGAAAACUGCUUGAAUGUUGAAAACUAUUCCAUGAGAACUAUGGCUGGUGAGUCCUGAUGUCCCAGUCUACCCUGAACUGGUAGUGCCUUUGUUAGGAGAACCCAGGGGAGUUUCCCUGCAGGCCAGGGAGCUUGACCUUUCCUUUGGAUGAAGAUGGAGAAAGUCUUUGGAGUGACGGCUGCUUUCUUCUGGUCUGUGAAUCCUCUGUAGAUAAGGGGACAAACCUGACACUUAACAGAAAGAGCAGGGCAGGAGGGAUCUCCAUACCAAGCAGCAAGGAGAAAUGGUUUUAGUGUGGGAGCUCAGGGUCCGGCUGCUGCUCCAAAAUCCCUCAGGAGGUAGUGCUGCCACCCUGAAGCUCGCCCGUGUGAGGGGCACAGAGUGGGUGAGGUUUCCUGGAGAAAUGUCACCCUGGGUGCUGGGUGCUGGCAGCUCUGCCUUGCCCACCUGCAAAGGAUUUUUAAAGAUAUAUAUAUAUAUUUUUAGUAACACUGUCAUGUGAACGCAGCACUUGGAUGUUCCCUAAUUUCAUAUCAUCUGUAUCCUUUCAUGCCUCUCUUAGGUACUUUCUGCUUGUUUAGCAGAUGCGGAGAUGAAAGCAUUAGCUGCGCUCCUCUGUGAGGAUAGCGGCGAUGGCUCAUCCUGGCCGUUGCUGCCCCUUGGGUGAUCAGAGAGCCGAUGGUUUGAUUUGUGGUGGUUUAUCUUGAUCCUAUGCAGGCUGGCAGGGCUACGUGCAGGCUGACAGCUUCCUCUGGCUCUUACAUCCCUCUGUGGAGUUGUUUCUUGCUGUGUGCAGGUAAGGCUGACUGUGUUUCAGCCCUGGCUCCGUGAUGUGGCCUUUCUUUAUUGGAGGCGAUUAACUUGAUCAUCCUUUAGGCUGUACUCAUCGUUGGACAGAUGGGGUUUGCAAUUUUGAAGCUUCCUUCCCUUGCAGGAGCAGAUAAUUUUUUAAUGUUAACAGUUAAUGGCUUUGAUCAAAGAGGAAGCAUCGAGCUGUGAGUCCUGCCAUGAAAAUAGUUGUGAUAGGAUUUGAUUUUGCUGUACUGGUGUUUAGAAUUGGAGCAGGGGAGGAUGGAGUGUGGCCAGGGCACACAGCAUGGUCCUUGUUCAGCUCUGCAUAGGCAAAUGGUGACUAAGCAGCAGGCCUGCAGGGUGUAUGUAUGCAUCACGAUCCAUGCACUAGGUAUGCAUUUCCAGAGUCCUGAUGGCUGUCUCCAAAGCCUCUGCUUUAGAGAAUCCCCCCCAUUUCAUCUGUGUAGAGCAAGAACGUGAUUGUGGGGCCAUGGCUUAGCAUUGCUGUCACUUUUAUUCCGAUCCUGGUUUGGCUGGAGAUAGCUUUGAGCUGCAAUCAAUGACCCCUGUGUGGCCAAUUCCAUUUUCCCCUGCAGCAUCCUGCAUCUUGGAAGCAGUCAAUAGUCUGGAUUUGCUCUUCACAGGCCAAGACAUUACAUUCCCACUCCACUCUAAAUCAUUGUUAAAGGCGUCUUCUGAGAGGAGAAAACAAAGAUGCUGGUGACAGAUCUGAGAUUCCUUCGAGGACAAAGCUAUUGCUCGGCACAGCUGUUCCUGCUCCCUCUUUCUCCUGGAAGAAUAAAUCGGAGCUCUCGCAGCAGGUUCUCCUUGCAGCGGUGGCACAGCGGCAUGAGGCCAGCGCAGGCUUUUGAGGGGCAGGAGGAGGUCUCGCCAAGAGCAGUGGUUUUUCAAGCCUUGCAUUAUCUUUCCAUAGGAAGAGCAGUUCAGUAGUUGCUUCAGUUAUGUUUUUGUUACUUUAUGUGCAGUUGAUACCUGUGCUGAUAGCCUGAUGGGUGUCUCUGCAGCAGUUAAACAUGUAGUUGUUUUUCAGAGUAGAUUUAAAUAGACAGAUAUAAACAGAUGCAUGUGUGCUCUGAGCAUGUGAGACAGAGCUGGCCUGGGAGCUACUCGCUCACAUCAGUACAGGGCUGUGCUUGUACAAACACAUCCUGCUGCUUGGAGCAGUGUGUCUGUCCCUGGGCAGGCUGCUGCCUUGCCAGCUGCUGCUGCACUUUGCUUUCUCCAGAGGGGAUCAGGGUAUUAGUGGGAGGCUCUGUGGGCUCUGGCUGCCCUGUUCUGCUGGCCUGUGCUGGGCUUCUGCCAAUCCUUGCUGAAAGGCACAGGGUGGUUAGACCAGGAUUGAAGUGUGCAGAUCCCUAUGAUGCUGCACAGUUGCCAGCCUGUGCGUGUCACAAGUUACUGCUGGAGUUCGCUCAGACCAAUCGUCGUUUAAGCCAAAGCCUAAUUUCAAAAGUUUACCUAAUUGCCUCUCUGGUCCUGGAGGGCUCUGUCGAAUCCUCGUCUGUUGGUAUCGAAUGAGUGGGCGAAUUGACUGGACUGUCUGCCGAGGUUAAUGAGAUUGACGGAGAGUGAUAUGUGCAUCAACUCUUUAUCAUUAAUAACAUGCUUCUGUUUUGUUUCAUUGGUACACGGGACUGCAACGGCAUCAUCAUCGUCGAAGUGCUGGGUGAUGGGGCCUGCGGUCUGAGCAGACUGCCAAGAUGUCAAUAAAACAGCCCUGGAAUGCACAGUGUUAUCUGCACUCUCGGAAUGGAGGAGCUCAUCUUUCACCCUCCUGCUUCAAUCGGUGGUUUAUUUUUAAGUAGCAACCAGGCUUGUGUUGAUCGAUUGUUUUACUUUCGUUUACAGCCUCCCCCCUUCCUUGUAUCUUGAAACAAAUGAAAUAAAGCAUUCUGUUCC
Cuculus canorus (common cuckoo) is the source of this 4476-nucleotide messenger RNA. RefSeq names its product family with sequence similarity 174 member C (gene FAM174C). The transcript is spliced from 3 exons. NCBI's taxonomy places the organism in Eukaryota, Metazoa, Chordata, Aves, Cuculiformes, Cuculidae. Bases 150 to 629 code for a protein of 159 amino acids. The record is from RefSeq and is a predicted model, not a curated record. Gene Ontology annotation, cellular component: extracellular region.